AUGGGGUCUUUUCUAAAGACCAAUCCCAUUUCUUCCACUCACAAGUAUAAAGCCCAAUUGGUUGCAAAAGGUUUCAUCAAAGGUUAUGAUUUUCAUGAGACCUUUAGUCUUGUUAUUUGGCCAGUUACCAUCAGAAUUCUGGUGCAAGCCAAGUAUCUCAAAGAUAUUUUGUCUUGUGCAAAUAUGAGUAAUGCUAAGAGUGUAGUUACAUCAAUGACAAUGGGACUUAAACUCCUUAAGACUGGAUCUGUUCCAAUGACUAAUCCUCAACUUUAUCGAUCCAUUAUUGGAGCCUUACAAUAUGCUACUAUAACAAGGCCAGAGAUUAGUUUUGCUAUCAAUAAAGUUUGUCAGUUUAUGCAAACGCCCCUUGAUGUUCACUGGAAGGCUGUUAAGAGAAUUUUAAGAUAUCUUGCUGGUUCAUUACAUGAUGGCAUUAUCAUCUGUUCUAGUCUCAGCAGAACAAUUACUGCUUACUGUGAUGCUGAUUGGGCAUCAUAUCAGAAUGAUCGAAGGAGCACUUUUGGCUUUUGUGUUUAUUUUGGUAGUAAUCUCAUCGCUUGGUCCUCUAAAAGGCAGGUUACAGUUGCAAGAUCAAGUACUGAGGCAGAAUAUAGCGGCAUGGCUUCUGUUGUAUAA
Neltuma alba is the source of this 639-nucleotide messenger RNA. RefSeq lists its product as uncharacterized. NCBI's taxonomy places the organism in Eukaryota, Viridiplantae, Streptophyta, Magnoliopsida, Fabales, Fabaceae. The record is from RefSeq and is a predicted model, not a curated record. Bases 1 to 639 code for a protein of 212 amino acids. The transcript is spliced from 2 exons.